This is a messenger RNA of Aphis gossypii (cotton aphid), 1194 nucleotides long. RefSeq names its product mitotic spindle assembly checkpoint protein MAD2B (gene PolZ2). The transcript is spliced from 6 exons. NCBI's taxonomy places the organism in Eukaryota, Metazoa, Arthropoda, Insecta, Hemiptera, Aphididae. The record is from RefSeq and is a predicted model, not a curated record. Gene Ontology annotation, cellular component: zeta DNA polymerase complex. Bases 367 to 1026 code for a protein of 219 amino acids.
ACAAGAUGAAUAAUCUGUUACAACAAAGAUAAUAAACUUGUUUAUCUAUUUUUAUAUCUUUAGAAUUUAGAUAAUAAAAUUAAAAAUAUGCAUAGUCUAUAUAAAUCUGUUAACUGUUUACAUACUCGCAUUAUAUAAAAAUUGUUAAUUUAAGUAACUGUGGUAAAGAUCAAAGAAGAUCACUAAGGUCUAUGAAGAAGAUAUACUCUGAAGAAUUUGUACUUUUACAUUACUGCUAAUUAAUAUACCUACAUAAUAUGUCCAAUGUUUUAAAUAUAAAUUAUUGUGAAAAAUCAUCAGUUUUCACUGUUCUGUAUUUGUCAUUUUUAUUAAAGUUUUAAUACGAUUACUGUAUUAGAGAAUGCAAUGAGUAAAGAAAAAUUUUCAGAUAGUAUAUCUGUACUUUUAGAACUUCUAGAGGUAUCAAUUCAUUGUAUACUUUAUGCAAGAAAAGUAUAUCCUGAAGGUAUUUUUGAACUAAAGAAGAAGUACAGUGUGCCUGUGCAUGUUUCUAUUUAUCCAGAAUUGAAUUCUUACAUAAAUGGUACACUCAAUGCUGUUAAAAGUCUAUUAAAAUUAAAAAAAUUGUGCAAGUUGGAUGUAUGCUUUUAUAACAAAAUUGGAGUUAUAGUUGAACGUUGUGUAUUUAAUAUUCAUAAUGUUGAACUUGAAUUGAAUUUAUCAGAUUUUUCGAAUAUAAGAGAUCCGUAUUUAAUCAAGUUAGAACAAAUGUUGAGAGCUUUCUGUUUAAAACUAACAGUUUGUGAUUCUUUCUUAAAACCUUUACCUCCAAAUUGCACAUUUCAGAUUCACAUUCAUACUACUGAAACAAACUCUAUUGAAAUUCAAAAGGAUACAGAAGAAUUUCCAUUAAUACCUUGUGAAAAAAGUGAUACAGUUUUAACGUCACCUGCAAUAGUACCAUUACGUAGUAUUGACUGUGAACAUUUAAAUUUAGAAAUCUAUGCUGAAGAAGGAAAUAAAGAUGAAGACCCAGAUUUGUUUACACCAAGUCCGUUAAUUUAAAUACCCUCACUAUCAAUGUUAAGUAUGGCAUUAGCAAUAUGUUUUUCAUGUAUCAACUUUUACUAACAAACUUUAUUAUAACUGUAAGAUUAUUAUAGAGACCAUACUGAUCUAACUAUGUUAAAUUUCACAAUUUAUUUAGCAAUAUAUUUUGUAUGUAUUGGUAAA